AUGUCAACCGCGACAGCUUCCAACCUGACUGCCGCCACUCAGAGGCACGGCAAGGGCAGUGCCGCCAAAGGGAGCGUUGCUAUCGCCGCUCAGGCCAGAAAGGACGCUAGACAGUCUCAUCGUCAAGCUCUUUCGUACAAGCAAGAUGAGCUAAAGCAAUUCAAGGUACCCAACCUCACGAUCAAGGACCUCUUGUCUGCCAUACCGGCACACUGCUUCGAGCGCAGUGCUUGGAAGUCCAGCAUGUACGUGCUCGCCGAUUUCAUCCUUGUUGGCCUACUCGCGACUGCGGUCACCCUCGUAAAGCCUGCUGUGGCCCAGCUUGAUCUGGCUUCUUCUCCCCUCACUCCCUACAUUUCCGCUGAAAAGCAAGCCAGCGCUCUUACGUGGGCAGGAUGGAGCGCCUACUGGGUGCUGCAGGGCAUGGUCUUCACCGGUAUUUGGGUCAUCGCUCACGAGUGCGGUCACCAGAGCUACUCUGCCAGCAAGACGAUCAACAACACUGUCGGCUGGUUCCUACACAGCGCUUUGCUGGUCCCAUACCACUCUUGGCGCAUUUCUCACGCCCGACACCAUGCUGCCACUGGUCAUUUGACUCGUGAUGAAGUGUUCGUUCCCCGCACUCGUGCUCAGAAGGGUCUUCUGCCUCUGAAAGCCGCCGCUGCACAAGAUGCCGAGGACGAAACACUUGUGGCAAAGCAACUCGAUGGUCUCGCUGCUACCGAGGACACUUCCAAGGAUCUCUCAGCUAAGCAGAACAAGCCCGAGUCCGAAGAGACAUGGGGCGAGUGGUUGGUCGAGACGCUUGAGGAUGCGCCUUUGUACAACUUCAUCUUUAUCGUUGUUCAACAGCUCCUCGGCUGGCCUUUGUACCUGUUGCAAAACUCGUCCGGUCAGCUGCACUACCCCAAGUCAGGCACCAACCAUUUCAACCCAGAUGCCAUCAUCUUUGACGCUCGUCAUCGCUCUCAAAUCUUGAUAUCUGAUUUGGGCAUUGCUCUGGCUCUCUCUGCACUCGGCACUUGGACAUACUUCCGAGGUUUCGGGGAGGUCUUUGCAUACUAUGGCAUCCCCUACCUUUUCACUAACCACUGGCUGGUGAUGAUCACUUUCUUGCAACACACCGACCCUGUGGUGCCCCACUACUCAUCCGAAGCCUGGACCUUCCCUCGCGGAGCUCUCUGCACGGUAGACCGAAAGUGGCUCGGACCUGUCGGACCUUACCUCUUCCACGGAAUUGCCGAGACUCACGUGCUUCACCACGUCUCCUCCAAGAUUCCUCAUUAUCACGCUUGGGAGGCCACAGAGGCUCUCAAGGCACGCCUAGGAGAGCACUACCAGUCUUCGGACGAGAACGUCUUCAUCAGCUUGUGGAAGUCCAUCAGCCAGUGCAAGUAUGUGGAGGAGACCGACGCGGUCGCUUUCUACAGGAACGCGAAUGGUGUACCUCAAGCUUGCGUUGCCAAGGAGCACGCUGACAAUUCCGACUCAGGCAUGGCUUUGUCCGAGUGA
Ceraceosorus bombacis is the source of this 1512-nucleotide messenger RNA. The record is from the annotation of a GenBank genome assembly. Lineage: Eukaryota; Fungi; Basidiomycota; Exobasidiomycetes; Ceraceosorales; Ceraceosoraceae.